Molecule: messenger RNA, 1365 nt
Organism: Trypanosoma grayi
Lineage: Eukaryota; Euglenozoa; Kinetoplastea; Trypanosomatida; Trypanosomatidae
Product: tRNA-splicing ligase RtcB
Exons: 1
Coding region: 1-1365 (454 amino acids)
Biological process (GO): DNA repair; RNA repair; RNA processing
Molecular function (GO): manganese ion binding; DNA ligase activity; RNA ligase activity
Source: RefSeq, a predicted model, not a curated record
AUGCUCCGCUUCGCAGGGGAGUUGUGCUUACCCAGUCCUGUUGUUGUUGUUGUUGCGUGUUUAUUCGCGCGGCGACGGUGUGCCUGCAUGAAUAAGAGCCACGCGGAUGUGGCCCCGUUCGUUCUGCUGCGCGGCGAUGACAGCAACGUUGAGGUGCGGGCGUGGAUCAAAGGGCUCGAGGUGGAGCGCUCCGCACACGAGCAGCUCCUGCAGCUCUCACGCAUGGGUGAUGUCAUUCACCACCCAAUUGCCGUCAUGCCGGAUGUGCACACAGGUCAUGGUGCCACUGUGGGGACGGUGAUUCCAACGACCCGCGCGCUUAUCCCAGCCAGUGUCGGUGUUGAUAUUGGAUGCGGCAUGAUUGCGGUCAAAACAAGCCUCACGCAGGAGGAUCUCCCGAGAUCCCUUGCAGGGCUGCGGUUGGCCAUUGAAGUCGCCGUGCCGCACGGACGCACGCACAACGGCAGGAGCAGCCUGGAUGCUGGAAGCUGGCGGGGCGACGUGCCAAGAAAUGUCGCCGACACUUGGAGCACACAUCUACAGAAGGGAUUUGAGGAGAUCUGCAGCAUGCAUAAGCAGAUUGAGUUCAGUAACCAUAUCACUCACCUUGGGACGCUCGGUGGUGGUAACCACUUCAUUGAGCUCUGUGUCGACGACACUGAGAGUGAAUCACAACGGCCACACAUUUGGGUAAUGCUGCACUCCGGUUCGAGGGGUGUUGGGAACCGCAUCGGUACCAUCUUUAUUGAGCUUGCCAAGAAAGAUAUGGGCAACCACAUCGCCAACCUUCCGAGUGCCGAACUUUCAUACCUCCGGGAGGGAUCGCCACACUUUGACCAAUACGUGAAAGCUGUCGACUGGGCACAGCGUUACGCCAAGUGGAAUCGAGAACUCAUGCUGCAGAGCGUUCUUCAGGCGAUGCGCAACCACAUCCAGAAACCAUUUACAGUUGACAAAAUGGCCAUCAACUGCCAUCACAACUACGUUGAGCGUGUGGAACUGAGCCCGAAGAAUCAUGUGUGGCUCACACGUAAAGGCGCGACAUCGGCACGCGCAGGUGAACUGGCAGUUAUUCCUGGCAGCAUGGGUGCAAAAAGUUAUAUUGUGCGCGGUAAGGGCAACCCGCUGAGCUAUGCGUCGUGCUCGCACGGGGCUGGAAGGCUCUACAGCCGCGGAGAGGCAAAGCGGCGCUUCACACUUGAGGACCAUGAGGCGGCCACCGUCGAUGUGGAGUGCCGCAAGGAUGCUGAUGUGCUGGAUGAGACGCCGCUGGCAUACAAGAAGAUUGAUGACGUGAUGCGGGCGCAGAGUGACUUGGUGGAGAUCGUUUGCGCACUGAAGCAACUUCUCUGUGUGAAGGGAUGA